Penicillium taxi is the source of this 987-nucleotide messenger RNA. RefSeq lists its product as uncharacterized. The record is from RefSeq and is a predicted model, not a curated record. The transcript is spliced from 3 exons. NCBI's taxonomy places the organism in Eukaryota, Fungi, Ascomycota, Eurotiomycetes, Eurotiales, Aspergillaceae. The coding region runs from base 1 to 987 and encodes 328 amino acids.
AUGGAUCGUCACUCCACUUCGAUCACCACUCCAAAUAGUGAGGCUAAUCCGGAAACUCUAGAUGCUAUCGGUGUUUCUACUCGCCGUUCAACUCGUGUGAUCCCCUCUACCACAAGCCAAGGGCCUCUUGAAACAAUCAUCAAGAUACAGACUCCAGAAUUUCAAGACAGAGCUGCUUUCUUCGAGUUUGUCCUCAGCACAAUCACCCAAAACCAAGGAACCGAAGCAAUUUUCUUCACAGGUGUCAAAACCGAAUGGGGACCCGCUGCGUUCCAUUUUCUCGAAAGCAAGAAGGAUUUCCUUCAUUUAAAGAAGACUUGGAACCCGAAUGAACACAUCCUGCAAUUAAAAAUGCCCACCGUGCCGCACAAUUCUGCAGCCACUUGGUUCGAGGAAACCAAGCAUGAAUGGGUUUUAGAUGGCCAGAUGACCAGAGCAGAGGCAAAGGCACUAAAGAGCUGUUCUGGCGGUGAUUUGUUGGACUUCUCACAAGGACCGUAUCGAACCGGGCAGAAGGGACCAGACUUCCUAAUAAUUCCAAAAAACAAAGAUGGCCUUCUUCGAAACUAUUAUGGGCAAGCAAUCUACAUGCCGACUUUAGCAAUGGAAUCAGGCUGGUUGGAAGGCUACGAAGAUCUAUUGCGAGACAUGAACAUGUUGCUCGUUGGUGGAAAUGAAGCGAUGCGGGUUGUCUUCCUUGUGGUGUGGUCCCGUCAGGUCGAGGGCGUCUAUUGUCGAGUGGAGAAGUGGACUAUAGAUCGCAAUGGAAUUCCUCGACAGGUACUACCAUCGCAGGUAGUCUUUCCUCGGCCAGAUCCUCCCACUGUAAAAACCUUCAGUGUCACAUUUGAUGAUUUGUUUGGAUGCAAUCUCAGACCCCAAUUCCCCAACAGAAACAAACGAGAUACGUUGACAUUUGAUGUCAACGUAUUCCGACGGGACUUCGCUGUGUCAGAUCUUGAAAUUACUGGUUACCAACCACUGUGA